Molecule: messenger RNA, 1836 nt
Organism: Ordospora pajunii
Lineage: Eukaryota; Fungi; Microsporidia; Ordosporidae
Exons: 1
Coding region: 1-1836 (611 amino acids)
Molecular function (GO): protein binding
Source: RefSeq, a predicted model, not a curated record
AUGAGGCUGUUUGAACAGAAAUUGACGUAUCUAUAUGGAAAGAUACAUGGAUGCAAGUUCAUUACACCUAUGGAGACAUACAAGAUCGAGAAGCUGAAUGUCAGUGCAGGGAUGCAUCCGGCGAGAUACAGAGACGGUGUUGAGAUAUUCUAUGUUGCGCCAAUAUUCAACAGCUACUUGGCUUCAAGAGAGGAGAAUGUGUGCAUUCUGUUUUCUGUGGACGGAAAGAUGACAAUAACACGAGACGAUGUGUCGGAGGGCGUGCUGUACACGUUCAAAAUACUGAGGGAAACAGACGAUCUGAGAGAAGCAGAGAUAUACAAGUCUAAUGCGUUGCAUCCGGGAUUUAGGACACGGGGUGAGAUGAAGUGGAAGGAUGACGAGAAUGGAAACAGAAGGUGCUUUGUGGAGACGAAGUACGGAGAAGGAUAUUUGGUGCCACAGAAUAAUCGUGAAGAUACGAGUAUAGAAGUAUUAUUAUUCAAAAAGGGCCGGCAUCUUCAUUUUGUGCAGGUUGGAGAUCCGGUGAGUGGAGUGGUAAGCAUGACUGUGAGCGGAGAGUUGUGCGGUGGAAGAUAUCUGGUGAAGGACCGGAAUGUGAAAGGGCUGAUGAGAGGCAAUGGCAGGCAUGCAGUUGGAGAUGUGGUGAAGUGUGUGGUCAAGGAAGUCAAUCUAGGAAGCUACUUGUUUGAUGAAUAUGUUGAGCUGAAGGCUGGCGACCUGAUUGAAGCAAAAGUCAAGCGGUAUGAGAAGAAGAAGAUUUGCGUUGAGUAUGAGGGGAAAGAGGGAUAUGUGGUUGUUGAGGAAGGAAAGCGAAGAAGAUACGGAGAUGUGGUUCGUGGGAUAGUCUGCGAUGUAGAAAGCAAUGUGUUUGUGAUGAAGAUUGAGAAGAAGGAGGACGCAAGCAGUAGAGACAAAUGUUUGAACAAUAAGCAGGAUGGUAAUGAAGAAAGUUUUAAGAAGCACAAAGAGCAGAAAAAACGAGAGAUGAGAGAUAGGAAUGGAUAUAUCAGAUCACGAAUUGAUUUGUCAGUACCAUUUGACAUUGAAGAUGUAUUGGAUCAGGAUGUUGCAGAGGUAGUAGUUGAGGAUUCAAAGACAUUGGGGGCCGAAAGGAAGAGAAAGAGUGUGAUGAACGAGGACGACAUUGUGAUGGAGAUCAAAGCACAUCCGGGCUUAGCGAUGCCUGUUAUCAAGCAUAUGCAGUAUAAGAUUGAGAUUGAUGAGCAUGAUGCGCCAAGGCAGAUAUUUGACGAACAUGUUGCAAGGAUGGAGGGAGACGAAAAGGAUAAGCUAUGCAUUGCAUAUGUGAAUUACCUUGUGUUUGCUAAUGAUGAGGGAUGGAUGAAGACUGUUUCUAGGCUUUCUAAGAUAUGCAGCCCGAAGUUUCUGGAGGUUGUGGCAUUGAAUACAGACGAAGAGGAUGUUUUGAAGCUGUAUUUUGAGGAAGAUGCAACAAGAAGGUCGUUUGGAAUGUAUUUGGAGAAGCUGCUCAAGGAAAACGAGAAUAGGGGAAUUGCGCUUGUAGAAAGCCAUUUGGAGUUCCUGCCAGCAUCGAUUGGCCUGAUAUAUAAGUACUGUGGGAAUCCAAGGAUGAUUGUGGAGAGGCUUAUUACAGAUAGGAAGGAUGUAUGGAUUGCAUAUAUCAAGAAUGAGUCUGGAGUGUAUCUAAGGAGUCUUUACAGAAGAGUGGUGGAGAAGAAAUGGAAGGUAAAGGACAUGAAAGACUUUUACAAGAUGUGGCUGGAGUAUGAGAAAGAAAAUAGUGGAAAUGUUGAGGAGGUUAAGCUUAGGGCCCAGGAGUAUGUUGAUAAAGUUAAGAAAGGCCAGUGCUAA